AUGCAAAAGGUUUAUGUCGAAUCACGAGGACGAAGCCCUACACGUCGGAGCCCGAGUAGGAAAAACAACAAAGACCGGGACCAGAAGGGAUCCAAAAAAGCAAAUGACACUCGUGAUAAAAGGUCGGAAGACCGAUCACCAAGGAGGAGGUAUGACGAUUAUACACCGCUGAACGUGUCCAGAUCCAAGAUAUGGAAAGAGGUAGCACAGACCGAAAUGCGCAAUGUCGAGAGACCUCGACCCCUCAAAGCCAAGUUCGGAUUAGAUAGAAGCAAAUACUGCGCAUUCCACGACCAAAACGGUCACUUUACGGAUGAUUGCUGGGACCUCCGAGAUGCAAUUGAAAAGCAUGUCAGGGAGGGAAAAUUAAAGCAGUAUAUCAUCCGAACACAGGGCAAGAAAAGUAAUAAGCGCAAGCAAAGAAGCCGAAGCCGAAGUCGAAGCCCAAAGAGAGACGAUCGAAAGGACCAAAGACAAGACCGACCUUCCAAAGGCAAAGAGGUCGAUGAAAAGGACGAGGCUUUUCCUGAAGCCGAAUUCGAAUGCAACGUGAUAAGUAGAGCUCUAGGUGGGGGAGGAGACUCGGCUAACGCCAGAAGAAGGUACCUAAAAGAGGUCAUGUCGGUAAGAGACAGGCCGACAUUCAAAGAAAAGGACAGCAAACCGGCUCCCCCGAGACUGUUCUUCACUCAGGAGGAACUAGCAAUGGUUGUACCCGGACACACCGACGGAUUGGUGAUCACCGGAGUGCUAGUCAAUUGCCGAGUGAAGAGAAUCUUUAUCGACCACGGAAGUUCAGCCGACAUAAUUCUCUGGGACGCUUUCCAGAGGAUGAACCUCGACGAGAAGGACUUAAAACCAUGUGUCACUGAGCUGGUCGGGUUCAAUGGAGCGACGUCCCCUCCAAAAGGGUACAUCGACCUAAAGUUGACCUUGUGCACGAAGGACUCGUUCCGAUCUGGAAGGGUUCGUUUCGUUGUGGUGGACACCUCGUCUUCCUAUAACGUAAUCAUUGGUCGGCCCACAAUCCAUGAAUGA
Gastrolobium bilobum is the source of this 1038-nucleotide messenger RNA. RefSeq lists its product as uncharacterized. Bases 1 to 1038 code for a protein of 345 amino acids. NCBI's taxonomy places the organism in Eukaryota, Viridiplantae, Streptophyta, Magnoliopsida, Fabales, Fabaceae. The transcript has a single exon. The record is from RefSeq and is a predicted model, not a curated record.